CAUUAAAGAAUUUCCAAGCUGCACACAUUAAUCAGUCUUCAUCAACUCACAUUAUCAAGGAGUGAAUAUUGCAAGUAUGAUGUCAUACAUUGGGCCUAUACUCCUGUUUCUAUUCAUUGUGCUGGUAGUGUGCCCUACCGAAACAAGGAAGCAGAUAUAUAUGAAUAAGCCACUAGGAAGGCAGAUCGAGUUUCCCGAUAAUUCAGCUGAUAAUACAUUGAGUGCAUACAGAAAGAAGCAUAAUGUCCUUAACCUUUGCACAUACAGUUUGAAGAAAAAGAAAGGAAUGGUCUGUGUGUGUCAAGCAAAAGCGAAAACUGACCAAAUCCCAUUAGGAGAUCUCCUGAAACACAUGGAUAAGAAAUACAAGUCCUGUGCUUCUUUGAGGUUUGAGAACUUUGAGUUUGAAAUUUUGAAAAAUGGCUCAUUUAUGGGAUUUGAACAUCUAUCAUCGAUUUAUCUGAUAAACUGCAGUAUCAUAAAGAUUGAAAGAAACACUUUUAAAAAUUUUGUGAAUCGAAGUAAUGUUAGAUUAACCAUUGAAAUGAAUCCUAUUGAACAUAUUGAACCUGGAACCUUCAAGGUACCUAAAUCAUGGAAACAACUGUCUCUUCAUCAAAACCAGAAUUUGGGAACAGAAAAUAUUCUUACAGUUUUUAAUGAUCUACAAAACAAAGCAGUGGAGAAUUUGGAAAUUAAAACAUGUGGAGUUUUUCUAAGAAAGAUAGAUAAAUCCUUUUUUGAACCACUACGUUAUGCCAGACUCAGAAGAUUAAACAUGUUAGGAAAUUCUUUCGGAAUUUUGGAGGCUGAUGCGUUUGAACCAUUGGCCGAAUUCCUUGAUACCUUAGUAUUGUGGAACUUUAUGUAUGUGGCCAAAGAUACAUUUGAGAUAUUCUAUAAAUUGAGAACUCUAGACAUAGGUGGAUUCAUUGUAACUGCGAGUUAUUAUCCACUAGAGUUAUACCUUAAUAUAUCAGGAUUACGAAGUUUAAGCAUUAACAUGAAGAGUAGUUCGGUAAUGGCACUGGACAUGUCGGGCUUAAAAAACUUGCAUGAGUUGCAUAUGACAAGUGGUAGUUUUGCAUUUUGGCCACACAUUAAGCAAGUGAUUGGGCUUUUAAACAUUGCAAAAUCAUUGCAACAAAUAGACUUAUCAGAAAAUUCAUUAUGUAAAUAUUCAGAUGUAGAACUUUGUCAAAUCUUUCAGGAUCGUUACAGUCUUAAUUUUCUUUCACUAAAAAGCAAUGACUUAUCCCACCUCCCUCAAUGCAUAUUUAAAGGACUAUACAAUCUUAGAGAUUUGAACCUCCAAAGCAACUUACUUACAUUUAUCGAAAGGGGUAUCUUUAAGGAUUUACACAGUUUAAGUGUGUUGGAUUUGUCAAGGAACGCAAUAACUUUCAUUGACCCAAGUAAUUUGGAAAUCAUGAAACCUAUUGGAGGAGGUCUGAUCCUUAAUCUUCAUCAAAAUAACUUUGACUGUAACUGUCAACUGAAAGGUCUUCGUAACUGGCUCACAAUGAAUAUUCUACAAAAUAGAUAUAAGUUUAAAUAUACUGCAGUAAAUUGUUCAACACCAACAUACAAACAAACCGAAUACAUCCACAAUUUUACAAUGAUGUGGAUAGAGUGCAACACACAGCUUGUCAUUGAAGUUUCAUCGAUAAGUGGAGGCUUAAUUUUAAUAAUCACAAUAGUGACACUUGUGCUAUUGAAGCAUUUCUGGAAAGAUAUCCAAUAUAGGAAAAUGAUCAUACUUGCACGCAAGCAUGAACAAGAUGUAAAUUUAGAUGGACUUCUCAUUGAACAUGACGCUUUUGUAAGUUACCACAGUGAAAAAAGAUUGUGGGUAAAUAAGGAUUUAUGUAAUGAACUCGAGAGGGGAUUAGAUAUCAAGUUCAAAUUAAUGUACGAUGAUCGAAUAACGCCUGGUGGUUCAUUAUUCACCUCUUUGGGAAAUGCAAUACACACCAGCAGAAAGAUUUUAUUUGUGGUGAGUCGUGGUUGGGUGAAAGAUGGCAUGAAUCAAUUUGAGGUGGACAUGGCUUUAGCCAAACUCCUAGAUGACUACAG
Molecule: messenger RNA, 2076 nt
Organism: Owenia fusiformis
Lineage: Eukaryota; Metazoa; Annelida; Polychaeta; Sabellida; Oweniidae
Source: the annotation of a GenBank genome assembly